AUGCCUGAUGUCUCUGGUGCUACAUCUGCUUCUAAUCCCAACUUCACAAAGACAUUUAUAGAACCAUUUAACAAUUAUGAAACUCCUUUAACUUGCAAGCGAAAUAGAGAGAAAGACCAGUGUGACAAUCAACCUUAUUAUGAUCCAAUUAAGUUGAACACUUUUCCUCCUGAAAUACUACAACUAAUAUUCGAUCAAAUUGAUUCUUAUUCUCCACAAUAUACCAUCAAUCUGGCAAAUAUCAUUGAAGCAUUAAACUGUGAGAGGACCACUUACUUAUAUCCAAAUCUAAUAAAUGAUUUGAAAAAUAAAUUCUUUCUUUUAAAUCUGACCAAACUAUCAAAAGAAGAAUUGUUAUCAAAGGAAUUAAUCAAGUUAUUGUUUAAUGAUUCAAAUAAUAACUUUAAUGUAGAAACUGACCCUCAAAAAUCUUUCAUAUUGGAACGAAAUGAAUUGAAAUUAUCCUCAAAUUUACAAGAGGAAAAUGGUACCAAGAAAAUCUUAUACAUAAUAGAUGAUUCAAUACUCAGUAAGGAAGGAGAAGAUACUCAAACAAAUAAUAACAAGAUACCUUUAUUCCAAAAACCAAUCGAUUUAAUAUAUUUACCAAAGAAUCAAAUCAAUUUUGAUUCCAAAAAUGAUUCUAUUAUUCCAAUUUUACAAAGUUUACCCCUAGGUAUAUCAGUUAAUAACUUAAUAUUCGAUUUUGCUUCUUCUUCUUCUUCUUCUUCAACUUCACAAAAUCAUCAUGACAUGACAGUUUAUGCUGGUAAAAAAUUGUUUGGUUUAUUAGAUUUCGAAUUUUUCUCCUUUAGACAAAAUAAUUUAAAUGAUAGAUACCCAGAAUUCUUUAUGUCAAAUUCUUCGACUCAAAAUUCUUGGUUACAUCCAAGAAUUAACCAAAUUUCAUUCCCCUUCAUUGAAACUUUAUUAAUGGAUUAUAUGACCAUCGAUACUUUCAUUUAUAACAUUUUGACAAAUUUAUCUGAAAUGUUCCCGUACACUACAACAAACUCUGAUAAUAAUCAGUUCUUAUCACCUUCAUUAUAUUCUACUCAUUCAAACGCAUCUUCAAACCAUGACUAUUAUUUCCAAGAACAUGAUAAUAUCGAUAGCCAAGAUCAUAAUCAUCACAAUCGUAAUCAUAAUGAAUCUUGUAUCCAAUCAAUAUUUAAAGAAUUUUUAAAAAAUGUGAAAUUCUAUUUCCCAGAUUUAAAAUCAUUAAAAUUUAUUCAAAAGAAAAAAUCAUAUAUUACGAAUGGAAACUACGAAGAAACAUGCAAUUUUAUUGAUUUAUCAACUUUAAUGUUACAAAAAUUUAAAUCAAAUAAUAUACCAUUGAUUUACCUUUUCCAAUUACAUUCUUUGAAAAAUUGGUAUAUACCCAAGAUUAAACAUUUUACAGGACAUAGAUUUAAAUUUAAUGAAACAACAAUGACAGGAUCUCCAGAAAGAUAUAAUUCAAAAUUAAUUGAAAAUUUAGAUUUCUUACAUUCAAUGAUCGCUACUGAAACUAACGAUGCGACUCCUUAUUUUAGAAUAAACUUAAUUCCAGAAGGUGUAAUACGGACUAAGAUAUUAAAUUGGAUCCCAUUAUCAAUUAAUGAUUCAUACCACUUAAAUUCAUAUGGGAAAGAGCCGAAUACUACUACUACUACGAAUAGUACCACUGAAAAUAAUAACAAUGAUAACUAUAGAGACACUUUCCAAAAUAAGACUCUAUCUGUAAAUUCUCACGAUGAUCUGAAUAAUAAUAACGAAACAAUAUCAUUUAGUAAUAAUAAUAAACCAUUUUUCUGUUUAAAAUCCAAAUCUUUACAAGUUUUAGAAUUGAAAUUCUUAAAUGGGUUAACAAAUUUGAAAAUUAUUAACAUUCAAGGACUGUACUUAUCAAAUUUACAAAAAAUAAUAUUAAAUAAUGAUAAAUUCAAACUUUCAAAACCAAUCAUCUCAGAUAAAAGAAAUUCAAUUAUAAUGAUUAAUUCAAUGGAAGCAAAUAAUGAAUUUAUACCAAUCGAAUUCUCAAAUUGGAAUGAUUUGACCUCAUGUACUGAAUUGAAUUUCACAUCUUCUUCAUCAUCUUUAAACAAAGUAAAUCAAAAUAGCAAUACAAAAUCAAAUUUGAUCUUCUGUAUCAAAAAUUUAAAAGAAAAUUUGCCAAAUUUGAAAUUUAGGGAAAGUUUUGAAAAUUUCUUCGAUGAAAGGCAAAAAUUCAUCGUAGUUUAA
Molecule: messenger RNA, 2226 nt
Organism: Naumovozyma dairenensis CBS 421
Lineage: Eukaryota; Fungi; Ascomycota; Saccharomycetes; Saccharomycetales; Saccharomycetaceae
Gene: BOP2
Product: Bop2p
Exons: 1
Coding region: 1-2226 (741 amino acids)
Source: RefSeq, a predicted model, not a curated record